This is a messenger RNA of Diachasma alloeum, 1159 nucleotides long. RefSeq names its product allatostatin A-like (gene Apime-ASTA). The record is from RefSeq and is a predicted model, not a curated record. Bases 207 to 761 code for a protein of 184 amino acids. NCBI's taxonomy places the organism in Eukaryota, Metazoa, Arthropoda, Insecta, Hymenoptera, Braconidae. The transcript is spliced from 3 exons.
GUCACCACCGUCCUGGCCAUUUCGUUACACUCCGCACCUCGAUUCAACCCCGGCAAUUAUUUAAUUUAUCGUCCUGGUAUCGGUUGUUACAUCGAAGUUGACUAGUUGGAGAUCAAUUUUUAUCGAGAGUUUGAGAGUGAGAAUAAACUGAGGCGUUUGAAAUUCUAUCAGGCCGGGUUCUCAGCAACAGAUUGACGAGAAAAAAAAUGAUUCAAAGAAAACUUUUCAAUAUUACACUGAUGUUUGCAUUAACUCUCAGCAUCAAUAUUGCAACGAGCGCGGCUGAUGAGCCGACAGCAACUCCACUACAAGAGGCUCAUCAACGUGGCUGCGUGUCCCCUAAGAAGGAUUACGACUUUAUUACGGAAUACAAACGCCUGCCGCAGUACCGCUAUCUGGCCGCGUACAAACGAUUUCCCGAUUAUCUUUACAGCUUUGGCAUUGGCAAGAGAUUCGACGACAAUAUCAAGAGAAACUCGCCAUAUUCCUUCGGAGUUGGCAAGCGAAACACCUUUCCCAGGCUCUCCUUCCUGAGGGUUCCCCUAGCCUACGCCCUCCCUCUUGACACCAAAAGUUAUGAUUCCAAUCUCAUCGUCGACGAUUCCGCUGGGACAAAACGCAAUGCACCAUCGCACGCAUACGGAUUUGGAAUUGGCAAGAGAACUCCACUAUUACUCAACGAUGAUUUCGAUGCUGACAAUCGAGGGCUGAAUGAUGACAGAAAAUUCACCGAUGACGGGCCACUGUGGGAUCAAUUCUAACCGAUCAUUAUAAAUCAACUUAUUUUUAUCCUUUUUUCAAUGUCUGUGUAAACAGAAAACGAAUGAAAACAAAACAAAAUAUUCACAUGGAAGAAAAGUGUCUGUACUUCUCGGUGUAAAAAUCAUUUGCGCAAUACUAGAUGCUUAUCUCUUGACUGUAAAUUGAAAUUUCACCAGUUUUCACGUAUGUCGAAGGUGGAAGAAUGGAUGUCACUAGUAGAGUGACGAAACAAGAUGAUACGCGCGAAAAAAUUUAAUAGAGAAACGUGGCGAAUUCCCUCGAAAAUUCUAUUGGAUUUCUAUCGAACUUUAUUGAACCUCAAUUGAUUAGUUUUUGACCGAUACUUAUGUGCGCGUUUUUUCAAUAGAAAUGUUCAAUGGAAAAUAUUCUGUAGAAG